Leptinotarsa decemlineata (Colorado potato beetle) is the source of this 1168-nucleotide messenger RNA. RefSeq names its product ATP synthase mitochondrial F1 complex assembly factor 2 homolog l(2)k14505. NCBI's taxonomy places the organism in Eukaryota, Metazoa, Arthropoda, Insecta, Coleoptera, Chrysomelidae. Gene Ontology annotation, cellular component: mitochondrion. The record is from RefSeq and is a predicted model, not a curated record. Gene Ontology annotation, biological process: mitochondrial proton-transporting ATP synthase complex assembly.
UUGUAUUAUGAUGAAUUAUUUCGUGAUAUUUGUGAUAAUUCGAGGAGAAGAGAAAAAAGGAUCCAGUUUCCCUUAUUUUACACACAUUGAUUUAUGUGCCGCCACUGUGAGUGGAUCAUUUAUAACGUUUUUUAUUGCUGAAACCAGUGCACAUCUCAUGUAGUUCUAUCUUUGUUUCUUCAAAUUCUUUGUUGGCAACACUGGUAAAUCUAAAUCAUAUAACCUACAACUUAACCUAAUAUAUUUCAAAAUUAUAUUUUGAAUAUCGUUAUUUAUAAAAAAUAAGACUGGUUUUGCUUAGUUUUAUAUCAUGUUUAAAUAUGUGAUGACUAGUUUGAAACCUCUUCACACAUCAAGGGUUAUCUGUCGCAGUAAUGUUGGUGAAAUUCGAACUUAUGCCACACUUCCAAAGAGAUUCUAUAAGGAAACAAAUAUUUUAAGAAGCGAAGGGAAAUUUGAAGUAACUCUAGAUCAGAGAAAGUUGAAAACUCCAAUGGGAAAUGUUUUUGCUGUGGAAAGUGAACCACUAGCAUUAGCAGUUGCAACAGAAUGGAAUUCACAGAAAGAUAAAAUAAUCCAAACUAAAAUGCAUCUGACAACCUUGUGCAAUACAGUAAUUGAUAAUCCCAAUCACUUAAAUAAGCAUGAUAUAGUCAAUUACAUUGUGAAUUAUCUAGAUACUGACACAGUUUUAUUCCAAGCCAAUGAAGACGAAGAACUUCUGAAGUUUCAAGUAAUGCAGUGGGAUCCAAUAAUAGAAUGGUUCAACAACAGAUUUGAAGCUAAUUUAAAAAAAUCCAUUCAAAUGGACAUACCUCCAGCAAGUGAUCAAGAUAAAAAUCUUUUGACUAAACAUCUGAUGUCAUAUAAUUUUGCCGCUGUAAAUGGAUUCAUGUAUUGUGUGGACACAUUAAAGUCAGUUGUGUUGAGUUUGGCUUGCACUGAACGGUUCAUAACACCAGAAAGAGCAGUUUUAUUAUCUCGGUUGGAAGAAGAAUAUCAAACUGGUCAUUGGGGAAGAGUAGAAUGGGCUCAUGACCUCAGUCAGCAGUCUCUUCAAGCGAGGUUAUCCGCAGCAGUAUUGUUUGUUCAUUUCAAUUCUCAGUCAAAUAAAAUUCAGUCAAAAACGAAAAAUUAAGAAAUAAGGCAUUUCAUUUAUUCAAUUACA